Molecule: messenger RNA, 1557 nt
Organism: Paramuricea clavata
Lineage: Eukaryota; Metazoa; Cnidaria; Anthozoa; Malacalcyonacea; Plexauridae
Source: the annotation of a GenBank genome assembly
AUGUUGGUAGAUUGUACAUAUGGGUAUAGAAAUUAUGGUUGUCGCGGUGGUUGGCCGUGGAAAGCAAUGCAAUGGGUGAUACGAAAUGGUAUUGCAACACAUCAAAGUUAUGGUCGAUAUUUAGCACAAGUAAGAUGACUUAGGAGUCUUAGCUAGAUAUACGCAGGUAUAUAUAGACCAAAACUUUCUUAGUUUAAUCGGCACUGAUUGCCCGCGUGUCGUCUACAAACAUGAUUUUUAUUUAUUUAAACGGAAGUCUUGUAUCCGCCUUCCAGUCACAUUGCCACAGUCUGUUCAACAAAUAAUUAUGUCGGAGGUUGCUAGUAGCUAUUGAAACUACUUUGACUGAGUUACGGAUUAUUAUUGCAUUAGUAAAGCAUCACUCUUAUGCGCGUGCUCUGGUUUUGUAUUCGACCAAAACAUAUAGGAUUCUACGUAAAAGAUAUUGUCAUCAAUGUCAUGAAAUCCUUGCGCUUGUUCACAUGGCCAUUCGCCACAGUUAAUUUCGCAAUCACCUGUCACAAUGAUCACAAUAUAUGCAAGAUUUUUUAAAUGAAACUAUGAACUCUGCUUUUCCUCAAAUUGUUGUCUCGUUUAUUUUAGUACACCGCCUGACAAAUCUGUCAUAUUUUUUAGAUCAAUGGGAGGUCCACCCAUGAACCAUACCUGCGCGCCUAGGAUUAUUGAUGGGACUUUUCACGCCGGGAUUCAGCCUUCAUUUACCCGGGUGUAAAUAGCCGAGAAGAAGAUUUUUUAUACGUAUAUGCUAUACAACGAAAUGGCAGCAAAUAUAUUUUUUUCUUUUCUGUUAUGUCCUCCUUGCCGAAAGUCAUUUGCUGGGCUAUUAUAUAUUUAUAUUUAAAUUGCACUUAACGCCUGCAUGGUGUGUCAAUCGCUAAAUUGUAUAGUAUAUUCACUGCAAUAUAUCACUUCUGCUAACUUAAGAUUUUGGAUGACAGCAAGUAUGAUGAAAAGAUCGUGCCGUUUAAAUAGGUCCUUUGCAAAUUCUAAAUAUCAGAUGGGAGUGGAAAUGCUCAGUGAAAUAUGUGAAAUAAAAAAGGUGUAGUUAUACUGCGGCCAUGCAAGUUUACGUUUAAAUGGCCUGCAUGACAUAAGACUAUAUAGUGGAUCAUGUACAUGUCUGAUGGUUGUAACCUGAUAGAAUUAAGGUACGGUUUGAAUUGUAUAUGAUCAAGGCUGGUGUAAGACUUUUUCAGACAAUAAAUAAAAGCAUGUUAUAGGGAAUUAAUCAAGGAGAUUAGUAAACAAGAGGCAUUUUAGACUUAAGCAUUAUCUGGUCUUAUUUUGUCUAAUCAAUUGAAUUUUCUUACCCAUAAAUUUCUUCUACAGGAAGGUCUAUGCCAUUGUGGGCCUAAGGAUAAUUGCACAAUAUACCAUCCAACCAGCUUUGGUGACGUAAUGAGAACAAACAAAACAGCAAUGAAGGUGACAUUGGCAACUUAUGGUCCUGUCUCUGUUGGAAUAAAUUCAGCGCCAAAAUCAUUCAAGUUUUAUAGAGAUGGAGUGUAUGAUGAUUUCGAUUGUGGUAGGUCUUAA